AUGCGACUAAACCGAGCUAAUGCUGCCAUGCGAGACCAGGAUCGAACUAUUGGUCUCGCUGCAAACAUUACCGUUCAAGACCAAGCUUGCGACAAUAUCUGGCGUGAACUGGUUGCCAACUGGAAGCGACGAACUCAGCUAGUUGAAUUCUGUGCUUCUGUUGUUGAUAAAUCCCUGACUGAAAACCAAUCGGCAUUGGACGACGAAACCCAAGACCCAGCUACCAGACGAAGAAUACAGGGAGUGGUUUUUGCGAAUGAAGUGAAGCGCAAACAAGUUCAUAACGAAUUGGUAGUAGAGUCAAUCGUGCGCAAGCGCUCUGCAGAUGCAUUCAAAACACGGUGUAAAUAUUUUGUGCCUCCUCAAACGGAUGCUGAAGCCCGCAGAAUGUGGGAAGCCGCCCAAAAGUAG
Psilocybe cubensis is the source of this 411-nucleotide messenger RNA. RefSeq lists its product as uncharacterized. Gene Ontology annotation, cellular component: mitochondrion; mitochondrial intermembrane space. The transcript is spliced from 4 exons. Bases 1 to 411 code for a protein of 136 amino acids. The record is from RefSeq and is a predicted model, not a curated record. NCBI's taxonomy places the organism in Eukaryota, Fungi, Basidiomycota, Agaricomycetes, Agaricales, Agrocybaceae.